Amphibalanus amphitrite is the source of this 2943-nucleotide messenger RNA. Its product is annotated as protein ALP1-like. The record is from RefSeq and is a predicted model, not a curated record. The coding region runs from base 1300 to 2568 and encodes 422 amino acids. Lineage: Eukaryota; Metazoa; Arthropoda; Thecostraca; Balanomorpha; Balanidae. The transcript is spliced from 3 exons.
UGUCCGUCAGCGCUGACAAUCAUGCCGUACGCUUUCAACAUGCUUCUCAGCAGCUUCUGCAUGUGACAUGCGUCGAAGAUGAUUGCCAUUUCCCGCUGGCUUGCUGGCUCCAGGAAGGAUGUCUGUUCUGAGGCGAUGUCACACCCCAACACUGCGCACAUCCGGUAGUUUGAUGUGUGGCCGUCCAUCGUCAGGGCGCGAACCACUCUCCAGGCUUCGUGCAGCCUGGAGAGCGUCAGCAGCACGAGCUGGGACUGGGCGGUUGCUGUGAGGCCGUGGUUCAGGAAGUAGGCGACCAGAGCCUUCCAGUGGCCUGAGGUUCCGACGACCAUGAACACAAGCGCGUCUUUGGCCGCCUGGCUGCACCCUGCUGGCCGUCGCCGAGGUUCACGAAGUCCACCAUGUCAUCCUUGGCGCUGUCGUAGGUGAUGUGUUGCCUUAUCGACAUGCCGUCCAACAUCAGCGUGCAGUUACGGUAGGUCUCAUCUUCUUCUGCCUUCACCUUCAGCUGCUCGAUCAUGACCGAGCUGAUGCCGGGUGACGCGUUCAGCUUCUCCAGCCACCUAUCAACGACACGGAUAAAACAAUUAAGCGCAUACUCUCAACUGCAAUAGAGGCAGGAGAACACUAAAUAGUAAAGAUAGGGCGGUUAUUGGAGAGGCAGGGUCAAUUAUGCUUCUUAUUAAGGACAGACAAGCACGAAGCAGCAAAUGUUAAUUUAGGAUUACAACGUUCAUUAUCGAUUCCUUCAGGUUCAUAUGCCAACUGAAAAAAAUGAAUAUAGUUCGUUUUUUUUCAAAAGGACGCUGGCUCCAAGUAUGUUUUUCGAACAAGCACGUGUUUUAGCCGCCAAAACGAGCAAAAACUGAACCUGAGAAAAUCGAACGUCGACUAAUUUUAACAUGUUAUUUCUUCCCGAUGAUUUCCAUAUGUGCGUUUUGGAACCAGAUAUGGGGACAGUGGUGACGUCAUGCUGUCGAACACGUAUUGCAAUGUAACGUAUAAAGCCCGGUUCUCACUGCCGAAACCGAUCGGAGCGGAUGGUAAGCGGAUGGUGAUCGUAUGGUAAUGGUAUGGUGAGCGUGGCUAGAGAAAAAAGAUAAAAAUCUCUAGGCCCGAUACGAUCCUGGGGCCGCUGCUCCCAUCGUACGCCGCGCAUGCGCAGAGGCGUUGUUUAUUCUAUUCGUUGCCAAUCAUGGCGCAGUGCGAUGACCUUGGAAACCACAACAAUAACAGACGUUUUGUGCUUUGAUAUUGUAUUUUGUGGGUUCAAUAAAUAAAUUUAGGUCAAAAUAGGGUAUGGCGGACGAAGACAUGUUCCUUUUUUUAGCGCUAGCUUCAGGCAGCGAAGUUCCUCAACAAAAAAAGAAAAUAUGGGUCAGGGAAACAUUAAAACACAGGGAUAUAAGGGGAGAGUACGCUACACUUUUACGAGAAGCACGAAACCACCCAGAAGAAUUUUAUAGGGCCUAUAGAAUGAUGCCUGAGAGAUUUGAUGAGCUGCUGGACUUUGUGGCACCCCGCCUGAAGAAGGAGGAUACCAACUUCAGAGCUGCAAUCCCUGAAGCGGAGCGCCUGGCAAUGACGUUGAGGUACCUGGCCUCUGGCAUGAGCCAGCAGGACACCGCCCGGUACUUCAGAAUGGGGAAGUCGACGGUCUCCAGCAUCAUCCCUGAGGUGUGCAACGUCCUGUGGGAAGAGCUGGUUCCCACAGAAAUGUCUGCACCUACCACCCAAAGGUGGCUCGACAUCGCUGAGGAGUUCGAAGACAGAUGGAAUUUUCCACACUGCCUUGGUGCUAUCGAUGGAAAACAUGUCCGGAUUCAGUGUCCCCGUCUGUCCGGCUCAGCCUUCUUUAACUACAAGGCUACAUUCAGCAGUGUGCUGAUGGCUGUCGCCGAUGCGGACUACGCAUUUACGUACGUGGACGUUGGGGCGUACGGACGCGAAAAUGACGCCAACAUUUUCGCCAACUCCACGUUCGGCCAACGCCUGCAACAGGACACCCUGAACCUGCCCAGUGCCGAUCCCGGAGAGCUAGAGUAUGUCUUCAUUGGGGACGAGGCGUUCCAGCUGAGGCAGCGGAUCAUGCGUCCCUACCCAGGAUCGAGGCUGGGGGGUGUAGCAGAAGAGGACUACCACCAGCGGCUCGUUUACAACUACCGGUUGAGUAGGGCGCGGCGAGUGGUCGAGAAUGCGUUCGGCAUUUUAGUGACAAGAUGGCGCUCACUCAGGCAGCCAAUAGUGGCGAAGAUAGAAACUGUGGACGCCAUAGUAAAGGCCACUUGUGUUCUCCACAACUUCUUGCGUCGCCGCGAUGGUGUCUCCAACGACAGGCGCUACAUCUCCCAGGGCGACGUCGACGCGGACGAUGGUGGGCGGGUGAUGCAGGGCGCCUGGCGCCGGGAGCUCGCAGGCGGUGGUCUAGCCGACAUCGGUCGGAUGGGGGCCAACAACCCAGCAAGGGGCGCAGCGGACCUUCGCGAGCGGUUUGCACGAUACUUCGUGUCGCCAGAGGGAAGCGUGCCCUGGCAGGAUGCCAUUGUGCGCCGAGGCCGACUGCAGUAGGCCAGAGUCUGCCUGCGGGGGCUGUCGCUGAGAGCGCUCUGCCGCCCGACUCGUCGGUGCUUCCGUGUCAUGUGUCAGUUUGUGCGCGUUAAUGAAUGUUAUGUGGCCUUCGAUAAGUGUCACCGUGUCAUUGUUAAUUUUCAGCUCGUGUCCCGCACAUUGCAAUGCGUGUAUAUAUUGUGUCCCUCUGCAUGCCGCCCGUUGGUGCCUCCAUCGAGUGCCGGUUCGCUCGACGCCCGUCGGUGCUGCUUCGGAUUGUUCGCCCGGUGCCCGCUCGUAGCACCGUGCGUCCGCAAUGGACAGAUUUUAGGUGCUUUUAGGUGCCUCGAUUUAUUUGCUGCCGAGUGUAUGCAAAUACAUGUGUUGGCCUGAGAA